ACAGUAGUUGACAACAUUCAUCGGGAAAAAAAUGGAGGACAGUAAAAUGGUGUGUGAGCUCCGAAAGGCGCGUAGUUUGGCGGUGAGUCUGGCGAGAGAAGUGGACAUGAAGAAUCAAAGGCUAUGGGAAAUGGAGCGCCAUACCGAAGAGAUUUCUUCCCGCCUUAAUUCCAUGAUCGCUGAGAAAGAUCGCAUGAAUCAUACGUUUUCUGAAGAAAUGAGAAAGAUGCAGGUGAUUGGACUUCAAAAUGCCAAAUUGAAGACUGAAUUAGAGUGUCAGUUGAAUAAGAUGCAUUUGCUUACUCAAGAAAGUGAAAGGCUAAAGGAGGAAGUGGCAUAUCAAAGAAAAGAACUUGAGCUAAAAGCUAACGAACUGGAGAAAAGAGAGUCACAACUUGAUAUUGAGCGCAAAAGUUUUUACAUAGAGAAGGAAAAGAUAGCUCAAAAUCCCUUCGACAGUGACUAUAGUAUGAGUGUUCAUAUCAAUGACUUAAGGGACAGACUGACUGAAAAAGAGGAAGAAUUGCAUGAUAUGGACAUCUUAAAUCAAACCCUUAUACUUAGAGAGCACAUGAGUAACAACGAACUACAAGCUGCUCGAAAGGAACUAAUAAAUGUUUUGCCGCAAAUUUUGGAUGCAACUACCAUCAUUGGUCUGAAACGGAUGGGAGAGGUUGCUCAGAAACCUUUUCAAGAUGUGUGCUUGCAGAAAUUCUCUGCUCAAGAUUGGGAAUUGAGAUCAGUCGAGCUAAGCUCGUUGUGGCAAGAUAGGGUUAAUAAUCCAAAUUGGCAUCCUUUCAAGCAAGCUAUCAAAGAUGGGAAAUUGAAGGAAAUGGUAGAUGAAGAUGAUAGCCAUUUGAGAGAGUUAAGAAGUCAAUGGGGUGAAGAAGCAUGCAACGCUGUAGUCAACGCGUUGCUGGAAUUGAACGAGUAUAACCCAAGUGGGAGAUACGUAGUCUCAGAGCUUUGGAACUUCAAGGAAGGUAGAAAAGCUAAUCUUAAGGAGGUUAUAGACUGUUUAAUCCAGCAAAUGAAAGCUAUUAAGCCUCUUAAACGUAGAAGGGAUGGUCAACGACUAAAUUGAGUUAUGUUCUUUGCUCACUCAAGUUAGCAAGUACAUGAAACUAACAAGUGCCAUAGUUUUCCCAGUCGGGUUCACUUGAACUUAAGUUGUUGUAUAUGCUAAUUUGAAUAUAUUUAACUCAAUUAAGCCUUUUGCGUCGAAGAAAUCCUACCAAUUGUGUGCUUAUUUAAACACUUAAUCAAUCAGUUAACUGAUUGACUAGUUGAUUUUAAGGAAGUCCUUUUCUGGAGCAA
Messenger RNA from Cynara cardunculus var. scolymus (artichoke), 1317 nucleotides. Its product is annotated as factor of DNA methylation 2-like. The coding region runs from base 32 to 1084 and encodes 350 amino acids. The transcript has 5 exons. Lineage: Eukaryota; Viridiplantae; Streptophyta; Magnoliopsida; Asterales; Asteraceae. The record is from RefSeq and is a predicted model, not a curated record. Gene Ontology annotation, biological process: gene silencing by siRNA-directed DNA methylation.